Messenger RNA from Sorghum bicolor (sorghum), 1594 nucleotides. Its product is annotated as death domain-associated protein 6. The record is from RefSeq and is a predicted model, not a curated record. Bases 124 to 1329 code for a protein of 401 amino acids. NCBI's taxonomy places the organism in Eukaryota, Viridiplantae, Streptophyta, Magnoliopsida, Poales, Poaceae. Gene Ontology annotation, biological process: male meiosis II. The transcript is spliced from 4 exons.
ACCGCUUGCGUUUUCCUCCCCUUCCCGCUCCCCCAAAUGCCGCCUCCUCAUCACUAAUCACCAUUGCCCCGCGCCCACCUCCCACUCGCUCUCUACUGCCUCUCGCCGUCGCCACGGUUCGCGAUGGGCUGCUUCCUUGGCUGCUUCGGGGGGGCCAAGGAGCGCCGCCGCCGCCGCAAGCGGUCGCCGUCACAGUCCCCCAACGGCCGCGCCCGGGCCGUGCCGCGGGUUUCGCCGAAGAAGGUUGAUCUGGAUGGGGAGGCCGCCUCCGCCGCCGCGCCGCUCUUAGCGACGCUCCUCGAGCUGAGGGACUCCACGGACGACAUGUGCCUGGCCGUCGUGAAGAAGAAGGUGACGUUCGAUCCCAACGUCACCACCUUCGAGGCCGCCCCGAUCCCUGAGGACGACGGCGAGGGAGCCGAUCCGGAGGAUGGUGAGGAUAGCAGGGAGAAAGGAUGGAUGUUGACGCCGGAUUGCGCCAAGUCCGAGGCCUUCCCCUUGAACCACAGGUACAGCAACUGCGCUGGCAUUGAGAGCGACAGCGACUACGAGGACGCCGAGGAGGACGAGUUUGAAGACUACGACGACGACGACGACGAGGAGGAGGAGGAAGGGGAAGACGGGCUCGACGAGUGCGCGAUCGACGACGACGACGACGAGCACGGCCUCCUUGGCAUCGGCCGCAGCGAGGAGGACGCGUGCGAGUCGCUCUUCCUGCUUCCGUUCGGCAAGACGUCCAAGGAUUCCGGAGGCCAGGUAGCGGCGCCCGUCGUGCCCCCGGCAGAGUCCCCCUCGGUGCUCAGCUCCGUGGAGAACCUCAACCUCACCCGCUGGAAGGAAUCCAAGCCCCGCGCUGCCGCCGCGCCCAAGUCCUCGGACAAGGAGAACGUCACUGUGGGGCAGGAGAACCGGAUGGCCCUCCUCGCCGAGCCACCAGCGGCGGCCAAGAGGAAGGAGGAGAGGCCGGCGGUGUCGGACUACAGCUACACCCCCAGAACGCCGAGCAAGCAGGAGGCCUCCGUGGACGCCAGCCUCUCCACGUGGCUCGGUUCCUCGGGGACGCCCGAGAGCAACUCGGUCCGGUCCUACUCGCCGAUCAGCCGUGAGGAGCGGCCGAUCCUUGGGGCCCUCACCGUGGAGGACAUCAAGAUAUCGUCGGCCAACUCAACGCCGAGGAGGUCGAGGUCCCCGAGCCCGAGCCCGGAUGACAUGCCGAUCCUGGGGACGGUGGGGGCUUACUGGAACUGCAGUGCCAAGGAGGCUGAUCCGGUCACAAGAGGAGGGUUUAUGAGGACCAGAACCAGAUUUGGCCAGAAUUUUGCAGGAUAAAAUGGUGGAUUGCUACUGAAUAGUGAACACCUCCUGCUAGGAGGAGACAGAGAGUGCCGAGCUGGGUGGAAAUGCAAAGUUACAGAGUUUGUGAGAAUUCGAGAUUGUGAAACCAGUUUACAUUUCUGUGAUCCAUAUUCUUUCAUAUGUUUGUAAACAUUACAUUGUCAUCCAUAUUCUAGUAUGGUGUUUUUUGUGGCACUGUCAAUAUGAUGUGUUAUUUCAAUACUAUUCUUUUGUCAACAUGAUCAAAUGUAUUUGUGCA